AUGUUACAAGAUGCUAACGAUUACCAUCCAAGUAUUAAAUUAACUCAUGAAAUUGGUAAUUCUAUUUCUUUUCUUGAUGUUCAAAUAAGUAAUGAAAAUGGAAAUCAUAUUACAUCGGUUCACCACAAAGAAGCAGCUGAACCUUAUGUUGUACCAUUCAAAUCUGAUCAUCCACGUCAUAUAUUUGCCAACAUUAUUCGAUGUGCUCUUCUUCGAGCAUUUCGUUACUCACCAACAUUGAAACAAUUUAAUUGUGAACGACGAGCUAUUAAAUUAAUGUUGCUCUAUAAUGGGUACAGUAUUAAUUCAUACACGUAA
Messenger RNA from Rotaria sp. Silwood2, 318 nucleotides. NCBI's taxonomy places the organism in Eukaryota, Metazoa, Rotifera, Eurotatoria, Philodinida, Philodinidae. The record is from the annotation of a GenBank genome assembly.